Pararge aegeria (speckled wood butterfly) is the source of this 987-nucleotide messenger RNA. It is a transcript of the gene bonsai, whose product is annotated as 28S ribosomal protein S15, mitochondrial. Gene Ontology annotation, molecular function: structural constituent of ribosome. Gene Ontology annotation, biological process: translation. Bases 87 to 920 code for a protein of 277 amino acids. Gene Ontology annotation, cellular component: ribosome. Lineage: Eukaryota; Metazoa; Arthropoda; Insecta; Lepidoptera; Nymphalidae. The transcript has 5 exons. The record is from RefSeq and is a predicted model, not a curated record.
AACUUAAUGUCAUAAAUUUCCUAAAAGUAAGGUUAGGUUUGAGUUCUUUUAUUACUUUUUUUGAGCAUUUUGUAAAUGUAACAAGUAUGUUGCGACGAGCAACUACGUUGUUUAUACAGAAUCGCGGAGUGAAUCAGUUAGUAAAACCCUUAGUAAAUAUAAAAUGGACAAGACCGGAAGCCAUUCCCGCAUAUAAGCCAGAAAGGUCCGGUGAUCUGGAAGGACUCCCACAAAUCCCUAGCAAUUCUUUAGGCAAAGAAUACAGUCUAUGUGAAGAAAUAAAAGAUGCACCAGAGUCAGUGAAAACAAUAUUCUCCAUAGAGCAUCUUGGAAAAAAAGAGUACAAUGUCCUGGUAAAAAAAGAAUUAACUGACAGAGUUAGAAGACAUGAGUAUGAUGAAAGAACUGCGGAGACCAGAAUUGCUAAGUUAACAGGACAUAUUCGGUGCUUGCAAGAUACCAUGGAAAAGUUUCCUAGGAAUGCCAAAGCUAAGCAAACUGUUCAAGAGCUCAUAGACAAAAGGAAGAAAUUGUUAAAAUAUCUACGUCAAUAUGACUACAAGAAGUUUGAAUGGCUGUUAGAGAAACUUAACAUUGAAUAUAAAGCACACCCUGAGACAUACCACAAAUUAACUCGGAAGGAAUCAUUGCGUAAGUUAACAGAAAUGCACUGUGACAGUAUUCGUCAAAGCAAACUGAGCGACUACCGAAACUUAUUAGAAAGUCAGCAGGGACCAUUUCUUACACAAAAGUUAGAUGCACUUAAGUUUAUUAGAAGUGAACAGACUGAAUUGCAACUUCCUAUCACUGUGACAGAGCAAGAUAUCAAGAAAGUGGAGGAUCAAUUGAAAGAAUGGAAAAUAAAAGAUGAACUCAAAGAACAGGCUAAGAAAAAGAAGAGAAAUAUACUUUUGGAUUGAAGUGAAAUUAUUUUUUAAGAGAAGUGGAUAUAAAUAUAACAAUUUAAUCAACAUGGUAGGGCAUAAA